Daldinia childiae is the source of this 894-nucleotide messenger RNA. Its product is annotated as D-tagatose 3-epimerase. The record is from RefSeq and is a predicted model, not a curated record. The transcript has a single exon. NCBI's taxonomy places the organism in Eukaryota, Fungi, Ascomycota, Sordariomycetes, Xylariales, Hypoxylaceae. Bases 1 to 894 code for a protein of 297 amino acids.
AUGCAUCUCUCAACCCACACGUGGAUGCGACCAGAACCUCUUGAGGUGACUCUAAAAAGAGCAGCCUCCCUGGGCUAUACGUCAAUCGAGCUCGCCGGCGAACCCUCUAGAUACAAUGUUAGCGAAACACAGACCCUCUUAAAGAAAUACAACUUGUCUUGUUGGGCCACUGUAACUAUCAUGUACGGCUCUCGAGAUCUUUCCGCCGUAGAUCCAGCUCAACGAGAACAGACGGUUGACUACAUGAAGAGUGUCGUCGACUUAGCUGCUGGAUUAGGAGCAAAGACAGCGACUGUGGUCCCCUGUACCGUAGGCAAGCUUCACCCGGUGGCAAGCGCAUCUGAGGAAUGGGGAUGGGUCGUACAGGGUGUACGAGAGGUAGCUCAAUACGCCUUACAGAAGGGGGUACGCAUAGCGAUAGAACCUCUCAAUCGAUUCGAGACGUAUAUAAUCACAAACACGUCACAAGCAUUGCAGCUCAUCGACGAGGCAAAUGUACCGAAUCUCGGUAUCGCAUUCGACCCCUUUCAUCUAAAUAUCGAAGAACCGGAUCUAAUCGCCGCGCUACGGAAGUGCGGUAACAGGCUUUAUGACUUCCACCUCGGCGAAAACAAUCGUCUCUCUCCAGGUGACGGUAGCUUGGACUGGGCCUUGAUCAUCAAGACGCUACGCGAAAUAGGUUAUGAUGGUGGUCUGGCGCAUGAAGCUAUGCCACCAAUUGAUCGGUCUUCAGGUGGCCAGUUCGGGCUAAAGCAAUUAGAAGCUGAGCCAUGGGAUGUAGAUGAAGGGACUCUGCAGUUUCUAAAAGAUCAUGCUAGUGGUGUAUUAAGGGAUGACUAUUAUACUGCUAUGGUGGCACGUACGGCGGAAACCAUUCUCCCAUUGAUCAAAUAG